UUACUUUCCUCAGUAACAGCCCUUGACGUUUACUAAAAAGAGAAAUUUUUUGCGAAAGUUAAUGAAAUAAUGAAAUUUAUUUAAUCUUUCUAAUUAAAAACUUACUAAUGUAAGAUUUAAAAGUGUUUUAAUAUUAAUAUUUAUCUGUAUUUGUAGGAUAUCUGCACGACAUGGAAGCGUUGAAAUUGAAUUUGUUUUUAUGAGGAAAUGAAUUUUUUUUUUAGCUUGCAUUAUUAAAAACCUUGUUUAGAGUAAAGUAAUAUAAAAUAACCGCGUAUCGUUUACAUAGUUCUGCCGUUUCCUUUAAUAAGUUCAUUCGCGUUUCGUUGCACUUCGCUCCUCACGCAUGACAAUAGAUGUAGAGGAACAAUUACAAAACCAAAUUCAUAGAUUUUAAUGAGAGUCAGCGGUCGAAUUUUCAACGCAUUUUUCAGUUUUAAAUGGUGAACUUCACAAGAGAAUAGUUAAAUGCCUUUAGAAUAACGAGUCAACCUGAAAAUCAGCUAGUGACAUCAUCAAGGUAGAAGACAACACUUGGUGUUCCAGUCAGUUUCCAGUACUUUUACCAAGCUAGCACACCUGCAGACAUGGCAGAGGCUCAUUUAGCUGUUGCCUUCAGCUUCACUAUCACUCACGAUGGGGUGAACAUCAGUUAUAAUCGCGAAGUUCUUCAGAUGAUAUGGCAAAGUGGAUGGAGAUCGUGGAAGAAACGCUAUGCAAGACUGAUAAACAAUUUGAAGAGUGGAGUGUAUCCUGCUUCACCUAUCAGUUUGAUAAUUCUAACAUUCAUCAUCACAUUCCUACAGUUUCUUUCGUAUGAUGUCUCCUAUGGAAUUACUAAAACUAUAAAUACUUGGCUUCCAGAGGACCGUUUCACUCCAUUUUUAGCAUUCCUCACCACUUGUGUAGUAUUCAGUUUUAUCUUGUGGAUUAGUAUCAUUGUAAUAAUGAGACAGACUCUCAAAUUGCUUCUUAUCUAUAAAGGUUGGAUAUAUGAUUCAAAUGUUGGAAAUAAAGUAUCGUUGAAAACUAAAAUCUGGGCAAUGGUUGUAAAGUUACUAGAAGGUAAUAAUACUCCUCUUCUGUACAGUUUACAGAGUUCUAUGCCUCGUCAACCUGUUCCAAGUCUGGAAGACACAAUCAAAAGAUAUCUGACGUCCAUGCGUCCACUUCUGAAAGACGAGGAUUAUGAGAAUCGAGAGAAAUUGGCUUUGGAUUUUCAGCAAGGCGUAGGCAAGAAGUUACAAUGGUUUCUGUGGCUAAAAUCCUGGUGGGCUUCCAAUUACAUAUCAGACUGGUGGGAAGAAUAUGUUUAUCUUCGAGGAAGAGACCCUUUGCUGAUCAAUAGCAAUUACUAUGGAGUGGAUCGUUUCUAUAUCCCCAAUUGCACUCAGUCUUCCAGAACAGCAACAUUCAUCCAUAAUGCUUUUCUUUUUCGAAGAGCAAUCGAAAGACAAACCCUAAAGCCGUUAAUGAUCAGGAAUUUAAUACCCCUUUGCUCUUGGCAGUAUGAAAGAGUUUUCAAUACGACUCGCGUACCAGGAAUAGAAACAGAUAAGAUCGUGCAUUAUUCAGACAGUCAACAUAUCGUGGUUAGAAGUAAAGGAAACUUCUACAAAGUACUCGUUUAUAAUAAAAAUCGUCUUCUAAGUAGUCAUGAAAUCCAAUGGCAGUUGGAAUGGAUCUUACAAGAUGACUAUAAAUCAAAUUAUGGAGAGGAGCACGUAGGUGCUCUUACUACUACUGAUAGAGUAACUUGGGCCAGAGCUAGGAAAGAAUACUUUUCGAGAGGAAUGAAUAAAAUAUCAUUGGAUAUCAUUGAGAAGGCAGCAUUCUUUGUCAUCUUGGAUGAAGAAUCGUACGAUAUAGACGAUCCCAAAAAGGGAGAUGUGUAUGUAAAAAAUUUACUUCACGGUAAAGGAUAUAAUUUUUGGAUGGACAAAUCAUUCACUCUAAUUGUUGGAAAGAAUGGAAGGAUGGGGCUAAAUCUGGAACAUUCUUAUGCCGAUGGUCCUGUGUUAGCACAAAUGUGGGAGUAUUGUCUAUCAUUCGAGUUUCUUUAUCAGAAAUAUAACGAUGAAGGAAGAAUUGAAGGAGAUAUAGCGGAUCCACCACCACUACCUACGCGAUUAAAAUGGGAACUUGAGCCAGACUGCGUGGGUCUGAUUAGAACGUGUACUGCAUCAGCUCUCAACCUGAUCAGUGAUGUUGAUCAGAGAUUGUAUAUACACAACGAUUUCGGUAAGAAUUUCAUCAAAACGUGUGGAGUUAGCCCCGACGCCUACAUCCAAAUGGCACUUCAACUGGCAUAUUUUCGUGACUCUGGGAAAUUUGGUUUAACUUACGAAUCAUCUAUGUUACGGCUUUUUCGCGAGGGAAGAACAGAAACAGUUCGUUCUGUCACUAAGGAAUCGUGUGCAUGGGCCAGAGCAAUGGAAGAUCCUACUUGCACGGACAAUAUGAAAAUUCAAUUAUUUAAAAAUGCCUGUGAGGUUCAUCAAAUCCAGUAUCGUGAGGCCAUGUGUGGAAGAGGCGUGGAUCGUCAUCUCUUUUGUUUAUAUGUCGUAUCAAAAUAUUUAGAAGUAGAUUCGCCCUUUCUUCAAGAGUUUUUACACGAUAAUUGGCGGCUUUCAACCAGUCAGACCCCUCAUCAUCAAAUGAGUCUUUAUGAUAUAAACAAGCACCCGGAUUUCAUAGCAGGUGGAGGAGGAUUUGGACCAGUAGUUGACAAUGGAUAUGGAGUUGCUUAUAUGAUUUGUGGCAACGACGUCAUUGUUUUUCACAUAUCUAGUAAAUUUUCUUGUAAAUGCACGGAUUCUCUUAGACUACUAAAGACUCUCAGGAAUUCAAUGCUGGAAAUUAAGCAACUAUUCGAAAAUACAUCAUAGAAUAUUCAAGGUGUUAAAAUUGUAUCAUUAAUUAUAAAUAUGCACGUACGAUUCGGUUUUUUAUGUAUAUUUUUAACUCUCCGCCUUCUGGACUUAGAGGGCCUUUGUAGCAAGUCCAUUAUUAGUUUGGCCAAGCCUACAAUGGGUGGCCGGUUAGUAAAGGACGGGCCCGACAUAUCCGACGAACCUGGAAUUUUUUGACCCUUCUGGAUUUGAUCCCAGGUUCCGCAGAGCAGUGGGCUGCCACCUUAACCGCUCGGCUAUCCUGCCAUCCCGUAUGAUUCAAUCAAAGAAUUGAACUUUUGCAACGAAAAAUGCAAUUAGUAUUAUUAAUAAGGUUUCAAUAAUCACAUGAAAUUUUACCCUUGUUUCAAUACUUGUAUGAAAAUUUUUAAUGAAGAUUUUAUUGUUGAACAUAAAUUUAUAUUGUUCAUUGUAAUUACCGUUUUUAUUAAUUAAAUAAAUAUCUCGUUAAAUGAUUCUUUAGCGCACGAA
This is a messenger RNA of Centruroides sculpturatus (bark scorpion), 3383 nucleotides long. Its product is annotated as carnitine O-palmitoyltransferase 1, liver isoform-like. The transcript is spliced from 23 exons. Bases 588 to 2888 code for a protein of 766 amino acids. NCBI's taxonomy places the organism in Eukaryota, Metazoa, Arthropoda, Arachnida, Scorpiones, Buthidae. Gene Ontology annotation, biological process: fatty acid metabolic process; carnitine metabolic process. Gene Ontology annotation, molecular function: carnitine O-palmitoyltransferase activity. The record is from RefSeq and is a predicted model, not a curated record. Gene Ontology annotation, cellular component: mitochondrion.